Messenger RNA from Eublepharis macularius, 966 nucleotides. RefSeq names its product claudin 19 (gene CLDN19). The record is from RefSeq and is a predicted model, not a curated record. Gene Ontology annotation, molecular function: structural molecule activity. Lineage: Eukaryota; Metazoa; Chordata; Lepidosauria; Squamata; Eublepharidae. Gene Ontology annotation, cellular component: bicellular tight junction; plasma membrane. Bases 63 to 716 code for a protein of 217 amino acids. The transcript has 5 exons. Gene Ontology annotation, biological process: bicellular tight junction assembly; cell adhesion.
CCGUCGAAGAAUUCGCCGCUCGCCCUGCUGGCCGGCGCCCGUCGCCCGUCGGCUCCCCGUCCAUGGCCAGCGCGGGGCUGCAGCUGGUGGGCUACUUCCUGGCGCUGGCCGGCUGGGUGGGCACCAUCUGCGCCUCGGCCCUGCCGCAGUGGAAGCAGAGCUCGUACGCCGGGGACGCCAUCAUCACGGCCGUCGGGCUGUACGAGGGCCUCUGGAUGAGCUGCGCCUCGCAGAGCACCGGGCAAGUCCAGUGCAAGCUGCACGAGUCGCUGCUCUCGCUCGACGUUCACAUCCAGACUUCCCGAGCUCUCAUGGUGGUGUCCAUUCUUCUGGGUUUUGUGGGACUCAUCGUCAGUGUGAUCGGAAUGAAGUGUACCAAAGUGGGGGACAAAAACCCGGUGACCAAAAGUUGGAUCGCUGUCUUGGGAGGAGUCUUUUUCAUGCUUGCAGGUCUGUGUGCAAUGACAGCUGUCUCGUGGUACGCAGCACGGGUGACGGUCGAGUUCUUCAAUCCAAGCACACCAGUCAAUGCCAGGUAUGAAUUUGGGCCCGCUCUCUUCAUAGGAUGGUCGGCAGCCAGUUUGACCCUGCUGGGAGGCUCUUUCUUAUCCUGUUCUUGCCCCAAACCAGAGGAAAGAGGACAACAGUAUUAUCGGCAAUCGCAGCCUUCCACAGCUAGAGAACCCACUAUAAAAAGGGAAGAUCAGUGCAUAUAAUAUCUUCGCUUCUAUCAGGGAGAAAGAAGUAUUUAUGUCCUGAGUAUUCCCUUCAGAGAGACCAAAUAUGACUGUUAUCAAGGAUAUUUUUUUUUUAGAAUGUUUCCCCCAAAUCCAUUUUCUAUAUUGGAUUAAAAACUGAGAGUGAGAUUUAUUCUUCUUAUAAUUUAAACAUUGUAUUAACUUUUCUACUGUGUAUACUACUUGACGGCUCUGAAUUUCGGAUACCUUUGGUUCUAAUCGUUUGUAC